UAUCUAUGCUUGCAGUUGUUUGGUGGCGCAGCAGCAGCAGCAGCAGCAGCAGCACACUGACAUUAGGCUGUAGGGUUACAGCUGCACAGCAUCACUAAAGAGAACAACUGUCACACGUGUACUCUCGCCUAAAUGAAAGCUUUUCCCAGAUUAAUGUGCUCCUUCCCGAUGGAAGAAGGGAGGUGAUAUUCUCGUCGCCGCCAUUUUUAUUUAGGAGGAACUGCCUAUUGAGGAGAGAAACUUUGCUUCUGCCUAACUAACGUUAGCAAGCUAGUUAGCUAUAGCGAGCUAGUCGGCUAGCCUGACUACCACCAGUUAACGGUUGACAGUCGUUAGCAACCAGGGCAGCUUGACAGUCGACCAGUAUCCAUGACAACGGCUCUUGCUAAAGUGAACAACUGACCGUCUGUAUUGGGGCAAAUUGUGCGGUUAGCCGACUUAGCAUUGCUAACUUCUUAGCUUAGCGAGUUGACACUUUGAUUUGACUGCAUCGCCUCCUCGUACUGUGAUUGAGCGUCCCACUCUGCCUUUCACUGGAUUAAUCAGCCUCCACUUUCUCAACCUUGUGUGGAUUCAUUUGAACCAGGUGCCCAUGUGCUGGUUCCUUAGGCCCAUCCACUACUGCAGAUGAAUCUUCGGCUGCUUCGGUGUAGCUCAGCACCCAGAUAGUCCCAUCCCCCUUUGCGUGGGUGAUACGGGACUACAUUAACCAGAAUGCCCUCCUCUGUAAGGGCAGGGAGCCUGAAGGAUCCGGAUGUGGCUGAUCUUUUCUUCAAAGAAGACCCAGAGAAGCUUUUCUCUGACCUCCGAGAGAUUGGCCAUGGCAGCUUCGGCGCCGUCUACUUUGCACGGGACAUACGCACCAAUGAGGUGGUGGCAAUUAAAAAGAUGUCCUACAGUGGCAAACAGUCUAAUGAGAAAUGGCAGGACAUUAUAAAGGAGGUGAAGUUUCUCCAGCGGAUCCGGCACCCCAACAGUAUAGAAUACAAAGGUUGUUACCUCCGUGAGCACACAGCAUGGCUGGCGAUGGAGUACUGUCUCGGCUCAGCCUCCGAUCUGCUAGAAGUUCAUAAAAAACCUUUACAAGAAGUAGAGAUUGCUGCCAUUACACAUGGUGCUCUGCAGGGGCUGGCCUACCUUCAUUCCCACAAUAUGAUCCACAGGGAUGUGAAGGCAGGUAACAUUCUGCUGACUGAGCCCGGGCAGGUCAAACUGGCAGACUUUGGCUCUGCCUCCAUUGCCUCACCUGCCAACUCCUUUGUGGGAACGCCAUAUUGGAUGGCCCCUGAGGUGAUUCUAGCUAUGGACGAGGGCCAGUAUGAUGGGAAGGUGGAUAUCUGGUCCUUAGGGAUCACCUGUAUAGAAUUAGCGGAGAGGAAACCUCCCUUGUUUAACAUGAAUGCAAUGAGUGCCUUAUACCACAUAGCGCAGAAUGAAAGCCCCACGCUGCAAUCCAGUGAAUGGACGGAUUACUUUAGAAACUUUAUCGAUUCUUGCCUUCAGAAAAUCCCGCAGGACAGACCGCACUCUGACGACAUGCUGGGUCAUGCGUUUUUGCAGCGUGAACGUCCAGAAACCGUGCUAAUGGAUCUUAUUCAGAGGACCAAGGACGCAGUGCGAGAGCUGGACAACCUGCAGUACCGCAAGAUGAAGAAGAUCCUCCUGCAGGAGGCCCACAACGGACCCACAGCAGAAGCCCAGGAUGGGGACGAGGAGCUGGAGCCGGGCGGAGGUCGGACGGGGACAGUGAACAGUGUCGGCAGUAAUCAGUCCAUUCCCAGCAUGUCCAUCAGUGCCAGCUCCCAGAGCAGCUCUGUCAACAGUCUAAACGAAGCGGCCCAGGACAGCCGCAGCGAGCUGGACCUGAUGGAGGGAGACCACACAGUCAUGUCCAACAGCUCCGUCAUACACCUCAAACCGGAAGAAGAGGAGAGUCUCUCUGGGGAGCAGGCAGCCAGCAGUGAACCCUCCUCUGAGCCCCAGCCAACACCAGCUCAGGUCCCGAGGAAGCACUACCGCAACAGAGAGCACUUUGCCACCAUACGCACAGCGUCACUCGUGACCCGUGAAAUGCAGGAACACGAGCAGGACUCGGAGCUGCGGGAGCAGAUGUCGGGAUACAAACGCAUGAGGCGGCAGCAUCAGAAGCACCUGAUGGGCCUGGAGAACAAGCUGAAAGGGGAGAUGGAUGAGCACAGGCUGAGGCUGGACAAAGAGCUGGAGAGUCAGAGGAACAACUUCACGCAGGAGAUGGAGAAGCUGCUCAAAAAACACCAGGCGGCUCUGGACAAAGACCUUAAGACGUUUACCAACGAUGAGAAGAAGUUCCAGCAGCACAUCCAGGUGCAGCAGAAGAAGGAGCUCAGCAGCUUCCUGGAGUCACAGAAGAGGGAGUAUAAACUACGCAAGGAGCAGCUCAAAGAGGAACUGAGCGAGAACCAGUCGACUCCCAAGAAAGAGAAACAGGAGUGGCUGUCCAAGCAGAAAGAGAACAUCCAGCACUUCCAGGCGGAGGAGGAGGCAAACCUGCUGAGGAGACAGAGGCAGUACCUGGAGCUAGAGUGUCGGCGGUUCAAACGCCGGAUCCUCAUCGCCAGACACAAUGUGGAGCAGGAUCUGGCCCGAGAGGAGCUGAACAAACGGCAGACACAGAAGGACUUGGAGCACGCCAUGCUGCUCAGACAUCAUGAGUCGAUGCAGGAGCUGGAGUUCAGGCACCUGGGGACAAUACAGAGGGCGCGGGCAGAGCUGAUCCGAACCCAGCACCAGACGGAGCUCACCAACCAGCUGGAAUACAAUAAGAGGAGGGAGAGGGAGCUGAGGCGCAAGCAUGUCAUGGAGGUCCGCCAGCAGCCUAAGAGCCUCAAGUCUAAGGAGCUUCAGAUUAAGAAGCAGUUCCAGGAGACGUGUAAAACCCAGACCAGGCAGUACAAAGCCCUCAGGAACCAUCUGCUGGAGAGCACGCCCAAGUCGGAACACAAGGCCGUGCUCAAGAGGCUGAAGGAGGAGCAGACCAGGAAGCUGGCCAUCCUGGCCGAGCAGUACGACCACUCCAUCAACGAAAUGCUCUCUACGCAGGCUCUUCGGUUGGACGAGGCUCAAGAGGGGGAGUGUCAGGUCCUGAGGAUGCAGCUGCAGCAGGAGCUGGAGCUGCUCAACGCGUACCAGAGCAAGAUCAAGAUGCAAACAGACGCUCAGCACGACAAGGAGCGGAGGGAGCUGGAGCAGAGGGUCUCUCUGCGGAGGGCUCUGCUGGAGCAGAAGAUCGAGGAGGAAAUGCUCGCGCUGCAGAACGAGCGCCUGGAGCGAAUCCGCUCACUGCUGGAGCGCCAGGCCCGAGAGAUCGAGGCCUUCGACUCGGAGUCCAUGCGGCUGGGCUUCAGCAACAUGGUGCUCACUAACGUGGCUCCCGAUUCCCAGGGAGGAUGGGGGGGAGGAGGUGGAGGUGGCCAGGGGGCUCAGGGGGGAGGCCACUGGCCCGGAGGAGGUGGAGGAGGAAGCGGCGGCGGCGGCGGUGGCCACAAUAGUCAUCACCACCAGGGGGGCUCCAGCUCACAGCAGCCCUGGGGUCACCCCAUGCUGGCUGGGGGCCCGCCACCCUGGAGCCUCCACCACCCCGGAGGAGGGAAUCAGAGGGGGAGCGCGGGAGGCGCAGGAGGGGUGAGGAACAGCCCGCAGGCUAUGAGGAGGACGUCAUCAGGGGGGAGAAAUGAACAGGGCAUGAGCAGGAGCGCCAGCAUCACCUCUCAGAUCUCCAACGGAUCCCACCUGUCCUACACCUAGAACACACGAUAAUUGUCUUAAAAUUAAAUUCUUGUGCACCGAGGUGACACUACACACACACACAAACACACACACCAUGCAUGCACCACACCUGCCUCAUACAACACUUACCACAGUACGUCUGACACACACUGCGCAGCACUGAGACUGGGUUUUACCUCAGCCUAGUUCCUCUCCCAUCACCACUGCUCUCUUACAUCGGUGUACUGCGAGCAGCAGUCUGUGGAAACCCAAAAGUCUUGAGAGUAAUCCAAGAUUGCCGAGGGCCACGUACAGUAUGCCACAGUGCAAUAGUGUCAUUUUGUUUUGCAGUAGCCUACAGUGCUAUUUUAUGUGUUCUGCCAUGUUAGUCUCUGUUGCCAUAGACCCAGAGUAGUAUAUUUGUAUUAUCUACCAUGGAGAUUGUUAUCAAGAUUUAGUUUGCAGUAUGCUGUUUUAUACGUAUGUGGGGAAAACUUGAUGCUUGCAGAUGUCGUGGUAGCACAAUAGAGCGCUGCAGGGAUGACGUAUUUUUGAAAGCCAACUAGGAAGUUAGCAUCGCCCCGGUUCCCUCGACAAAAAAGCCAAUGAGUUUUUUUUUCCAUUGGGUUUUUGUUCGCAGAAAAUGAGCUCUGUGGCAAACAAACGUUUAUGAUACUUACACAUACAUACACAACGAGGCUAUAACGGCGGAGGAGUCGGCGUGAUGACGUUUAGUAGUCUCAUUAAGACACGUAGAAGCUUCAAAAUUUACGAGUGGGAUAUUUUAUUGAUGUAUUUUAUGUCGUAGAACAAAACGUUCAAAUCUCUUCAGAUUGUGUGAACCACAGACCUUAUUUCAGACAUCUAACUAAAAACCCAUUAAAAAAAAAACCCAUUGACUUCCAGACGAGGGAACCGGAAGUGCUAAAAUGCAAACUCAUUUCCGGGUUUUAGGACUCCUGUAGCACUCUAUAAGGUGCAUUAUGGGAGUAUUUGCAUUCGGUGUGCAAUUUUUAGAAUGGCAUUUAAAAAAUGUGUUCCCUCAAAAAUCCCUCACAGCUCGAGAUUUAAGCACAGACAUCUUGCUGAUAGGAAAGUUUAAUGAGAUUAUUGUUUAUGUUGUGUUACAGACGAGUGAGAAGGCAGGAGGUGAUGUAGGGGAAGAACAGAACACGUCAGACAGGUCUAUAAAGGAACAUGGAAAGAGAACGAAAGUUGUUGUAAGUUGAGUAACAAUGGGUAUCUCUGACUUUAUAGUCCAAGGUGAUGAAUAGCUAAAAGUAUGCAAUCUUUUAUUCCAGCCUGAGUGACUUAACUGAGAGGAAAUCUAACCAGUGAAACCAGCUUGUGCAGUGUUUUACUGGAAUGAGUAGUUGGGAGUUAUUGUGUGCUUUUGAGCAGGGCUGCAAAGAUGCCAAAGGUAAGGGUGCAGAUUUAUCAUUAUAAUUAUCCAUGCCAACAUACUGUUAAUGUAUUUAAUGAGAUUGUGCCAGUGGAAGUUCAGGUAAUAUGUUGCUGCCAAGUUAGAUGCUGGAUCGGAAGGAGAGGAGUCAUUUUCUCGUGCAUGCUCGACCUCAUUGGGUUUCCACAGACCUCUGCCCACUCUUCACUCACGCCUGCCCAGUGGACGGGCCAGUCUGAGGGACGCUGUAGCCUUACUAGUCCACAGCCCUUCAUGACAGGGACGGGUUUUCAGCAGCACCUAACCUCUACUUGAAUAGCAUCAAAACUAGCGUUCACUCCUCACUUUGUUCGCAGUCAUUUUCGGGGUCUAAUCUGACACCGUGCUGGUCUGUGAAGGCGACGCAGUAAAACAAACGGUCUCUGAAAAAAAAUUGAACCACGCCUGUUGGUCUACCUCAAGAACACUCAGAGCAGAGCUUCACCGCAGGAUGUCGGGACUUGCAAACGACUUGCAUUUGCACAGGCCACACUGAAUGAUUAGCAGAUUCUCUCUCUCUCACACACACACACACACACACACACACACACACGCGCGCAUACAUACAAUAGUUAUUGAUUUUUAUCCCCCCCAGUCAAACAGUAUGUCCCUUUGCACACUCAGUUGAUGAAUGCAUGCACUGGGGGGGAAUUUUGUGAAAAUGGGAUUGGGACAUAUGGUGCCUUCAAAUGGAACUCGUUCAUAUGGACUCUUCUCGUAAACACGAUAAACACGACCCCAUUUGAAGGCACCAAUAAACUUGUUUUAAAAAAAAGAAAAAUCCGAAUUUUUUUAUAAAUAAAGCACUUAGCAGUUAGAGAUGAGCAACACACUCGGCACCAUUUGUGUCGGGGCAACAAUAUCCAUCUUGGUUGCCUAAAAAUGUCCCUGUGUGUUUUUAAUUUAAAAUAAAAUAAAAUAAAAAUCAUUUCAAGAGUUGCAGUGAACGAACAUGGAGCGUGAAAGAGGAGCAUCGCUAAGCCCUCUGCUGGUUGGUGACUGCUGAAUGUCUGUUUGGGUGGAUGGGCGGUGAUGCUGUGAUCUCCUCUGCUAUGCCCCUGCAACCUUCCCCGGUCUGACAUCCCGCUCUGUCUCACCCCCCCGGGCGACCCCGACGUCAUGUUCUGACCUCCGACCUCCCUGAUUCCCUCCACCUUCGCCUCCUCCCCUCCUGAGCCUGGUAUGGUCUUCACCCCCUCCCUGAUCUAUUUGGGAAGAGCUCUUUAAGUGAAAGAAAAGAAGAAAAAAAUAUAUAUCUAUAUAUGUAUUAUUAUAUAAAUCUAUAAAAAAAAAAACUGAUUAUAGAGAUAAAGGUGGAAGUCUUAUUGUGAAAUGCAGAGAUUAUGCAUUAUAUGAUUUUCAGAGGUGAAAA
Messenger RNA from Sebastes umbrosus (honeycomb rockfish), 6557 nucleotides. It is a transcript of the gene taok1b, whose product is annotated as TAO kinase 1b. The transcript has 21 exons. Gene Ontology annotation, molecular function: protein kinase activity; ATP binding. The record is from RefSeq and is a predicted model, not a curated record. Gene Ontology annotation, biological process: protein phosphorylation; execution phase of apoptosis. Lineage: Eukaryota; Metazoa; Chordata; Actinopteri; Perciformes; Sebastidae. Bases 715 to 3783 code for a protein of 1022 amino acids.